This is a messenger RNA of Dothidotthia symphoricarpi CBS 119687, 2194 nucleotides long. RefSeq lists its product as uncharacterized. The record is from RefSeq and is a predicted model, not a curated record. Lineage: Eukaryota; Fungi; Ascomycota; Dothideomycetes; Pleosporales; Dothidotthiaceae. Bases 1 to 2178 code for a protein of 725 amino acids. The transcript has a single exon.
AUGGACCCAGGAUCUAGUAUAAGCAAUAUCCGCGACUUCUUCUCACGAAGCGAUAGACAGAAUCUCCCACCCGAUCUCAAGCGUGCUCUUACACUCCUGCAGCUCCAUACACUCGAAGAUCUGGAACAGCGCUUCCUCUCCACUGACGCGUUCCUGAAGCCAUGGGCUGUGUUCCGCGACUCCAUAUUCCUUCUGCAGCCCGAUGCCAUGACGCGCACUACGGAGAUCUUCCGCUCUACCGAAGUCGGCGUGAGGGCUCAUAUUGGCAUCAAGCGCCUUGACAUAUUGUGGUUUUACACACAGUUUGACGAAGGCACGCUGCGAUAUGAUCCUCGCGCGGACAAGUGGACGUUGGAAUACACCCAUGACUCGACCAUGUACGGUGUGAUUGACAAAAGCCAGUGGAGCGUCGAAGAGUACGAGAAACAUCUCUAUGCCUGGCUGUUGCAAGAGUUCAAGGUGGGCAAGGUGCAUAAUCCAUGGGGCUUCCAGUACUUCGAACUCAAGAGUAUCUGUGCUGCGUGGGAAGACAUAUUCGUGCCAAUUAUCAACGCGGUGCGCGCUUCGUACAGUGUCAAGGGUAGGCGACACUAUGGACGACUUGCGCUGUUCAUUGAGAAUCGGUCGCCCAGCCGUCUUGCUUUCCCAGAAGGCAACGUGGGUAUCCCUCAGGCAGGUUUAAUGUCGCCAACGCCUUUCCGUGUCAUUUCGGUGCCGAAGAAACGAAUCAAUAGUGGAGGUACGACGUUCUUCCGACAGGUCGCUCACACCGGCGUUCUGACCCGGAAACAAUACGAUGAUACCGAGAAAGAACUACGCGAUGUAUAUCCUCAGUACGGUGGUCUAGUUGAGCGUCCACGGUUUAAACAGAAGAUGGGCGACUGGCUAGCUGAGCAGCGUGCACGCGCUGCGCACAGGAAAGCGGUCGAAAAGCAUGACGAGGUUCAGAGCUUCCAUCCGCAGGUGACUGAGCGUGAUGACAACGAAGGUCCUAGCAAGAAUGCCACGGAGUGUUUCAGCCAGCAAAGCGGACGGGGAAGUAGUCGUGGCAGCAGUAGGAGCCCCGUCAAGCGGUAUUCGGACAGCAUCCGUCGUUCGCUAUCGUUGAGCAUCGGCCAACUAUCUCCUUCGAAGUCCAGUAAACCUAUUCUGGAGCCGAUUCGACCAACAACACCAAAGGAAUCGAAGUUUCCCAGGAUGCCGUUCGGUCGAUACGGAUCCCAGACUGAUCCUCCAAAGUCGCCAAAACAGUCGCCAAAGAGCCCCCUCCACGGCGUAACGCGCCAGCUCUAUUUCUUUGACGCUGACAGAGUACCCGAAGACCCGUCUUUGCCAGUUCAUUGCAAGGCGCAUCAAGGCUCAAAGUCGUUGAAUUCUAUCCACCCUCUGCUUCGCCCUGUACAACAACAGCAAAACCCAUCCGAACAGAGCGUCUACACUUCGAUCCGCAACUCGAACCCUUUUACCGAAAACCCUCCAGAAGAAGUAAAGACCCAGUGUUCUACGGAUGACUCGCUGUUCUCGCCCAUGGGACCACUUAGUGCUAUUCCAAGACCACUGUAUAAACCUGAGCCCAUCAAGCCGAAGAAGUCGUUUCAUGAUAGCCGCAUUCCCAGCUACGAAGGUACUGGUUAUGUCGAUGAAAUCUCACUCACGAAUCUCCACAACAGCCGGAUGAACACCGCUCACCCGCUAAGCCGUCUUCCCGCUCCUAUUGCGCCCAUCCCAUACGCCGGUCACCUUCGUAUCGCAUCAACGGAUACAUACCGUGACGUGCCUCCAAAGUCUGUUGCACGGCCUAGCCAACCACCUCCUCAUCCUGUAGCCUGGCCGGGAUUUGAGUCGCAAGAUAACCUAGCCCCGCCACCUCCACCCAUCCCUUCCAAGAGUCCUGAGCGAUGGAAGUCCACGGGCGGUCAUGUCGCCGUUCCGCACUCUGAGCAACUCCUACGUGAAAAUUCUCACAGUAUAUUGCGCAUCGUGUCCAGGGAAAACAUUCGCGCCGCACUUGGUGGUCUUUCUCGCGAGAGUUCGGAGGAGGAUUUGGCGCCCCAAAACUCGUGUGUGGGGCCGGAGAGAACGAUGAGCCCAGAGUCGAAGAAACGUGCACUGCAGACGUACAACACUCAUUUAUUUCCCAGAAAGGAAGAGCAGAAGGUGACACCGGUGGGAAAAUAGGUGAACAUGAACGAAG